CCACCUUCUCCUCCGAUGUCCAAAGGCGGAUCGAAGAUCGACGAGGGCCAGAGGAUUCAUUCACGAAUUAGUUGUUAUAUUCGUUUGUUGAUCGUGUCGUGGUUUGGUGUUCCGCUUUGCUGAUACAGUUCUGCAAGGGCCGAGUUGGCGAAACAUGGUGCAAACUGAGCCUCCAAACCUCUCAGAAACCGCCGCAAUUUCAUUCCCUCCGCACCGCCGGCGGCCACUUGUUAGCCGCACUUAUCGGACUCUUAUUGGAAUACUUUUUCACUGCCAUUCCGUUCCUCUUCAGCAGCAAACGCAAGUUGAUAGUGGCCAUACGGAAUCAAGACCAGUGUCUGAAGAAAAUCUAUCAAUCAAUGAUGAUAAAGUGAUUUUCACUGAUUUAUUAGGUCCACCUGCCCAUGGCACAGAUUCAAGGAAUGAAUUAGUUCAAGAAAUUUCUACUGGCGAACACAAAGAUAACUUUGGUCUUCAAGAAGUUAAUUGUGAUGAACAUACAGUAGGAUCAAAUUUGGAUCACAUUAACCUAAAACACGAUGGGAAGCAGGACAUAGCUCCAUCAAGUACAAGCAGGGCUGUGGAUCUUUUAACAGAUGGGAACCAAAGAGGAGAUUGUGCUAUUCGAAGUGACAAGGAGCAAACUAUUGCAAACAGCAUGAUUGACAUUCAGAUGGGGGACUUGGGUGCAUUGGAGCAGCUUGAAGUGGACAAAGAUUUUUCUGUUAGUGAUUUUUCUGAAAUUUUCGACUCUUGCUUUGACAUGGAUAUGGUUGUUCACAGAUCAGAUACUGUGUCGGGGAAUCAGGAGAAUGGUAUGGUUUUAGAGGAGGGCACACAUAAGAAGUCUGUGCUUGAAUUGCAACUAAAGCAGAUGGAACUGGAGAAGCUCAUUUACAACUCAGGAGUGGUGGAGCUAACUUCUUGUCCAAAUACAAAUGGUGAAAUGGAAGAGGGAGAAAUCUCCGAUGACUUCAUGGCUAUUGAUGCAUCAUUUGAUACGUUAUCUGAAGAUGUUGUAUUAAUGCAAGGAAAAACUGUUGAAAUGGAGACCGCUUCACAGGCAGUUCCCGGUAAAGAAGAAUUCAUUUGUGAUGCUGAAGUUCGUGAGGAUAUGCAGCAUGAAAUGGCUGUUGCAUCACUAGAUGGAUUAGUGAAUAGAGACAAUAAUUGUACAAGGAUGGAAAGCAGAACAGCUGCUGCACAUGUACAAGGUAGUUCUGAAAACAAUGUUGUUUCUGAUGGGGAAGCAGGGACUCGAAGCAGCGGCCCUAGAGUUCCUUGUGUGAAAAAUGGAACUCCAAGUGACAUAAUUCUACAACAGAACGCUGCUGAAAGUCAGUUGUCGGAUACCAUUGAAAUGAAUGGAGAUAUGAAGAAAAAAAGGAAGAAGGGUCCUUUGACUAAGGAAAAGAGAGCUAAAAAGAAGAAAAAAGAGAGAAUCAAACGAGCAGAAAAGAACAUAAAACUUGGGGUUAAAAGAUUAAAGCUGCCUCCAAUUACAAAAAAGAAGAAGAUAGCGUAUUGCCGACAUUACCUUCAAGGAAGAUGCCGUGAGGGUGAGAAAUGCAAAUUCUCGCAUGAUGCAGUUCCCUUGACAAAGUCUAAGCCAUGUGGUCAUUAUGCCCGUCAUUCCUGCAUGAAAGGAGAUGACUGUCCUUUUGACCAUGAUCUCUCUAAGUACCCAUGCAACAACUAUGCUACACAGGGUUUUUGCAGUAGAGGAUCUGACUGCUUGUUCUCACAUGAGAUACCAGCCAAUCAGAAUCUCUCUGCAGCACCAAACACCUCCAAACCUGAGUGCACUUCUGUGCAGCGUACUGUGUUGAUAAAGGAAGGAUCCACAGCAUCAAAGCUCCCCAUGCCUGCAGUGAAGUUGCCGUCAUCACUGGAAAACUCAGACUGUAGCAAGAUAGCCAAUAAGCAUGGCUUGUUUAGUCAGAAACUUGAUACUAAAUUAUUUUCUGCUGAGAACUCCCUGCAUCAGAGUAUUGGACCGGCCUCAAAAACUACUGGGAAAGUACCCAAAGGAGUAAGCUUCCAUUUGAAUGAAGAGAUCUCAUGUUGUGAAAGCAGUGGUAUCAAACAAGGCGGAUCAACUUUGAAAACAAGUGUUGGUGGUAGUGAAACAGCCAAAGGUUCCAUAAGUGCUGAUAAGAUGAAUGAGUUGCCUGAGAGAGCAGUUUUGAAGAAACCAAGGGGAUUAAAUUUUCUCUCCUUUUCCAAACCACCUGCUGAUGGUUCCACUAGUGAGAUUAUAUCGGGUUUACUUUCUAAACACAAUAUUUUGACAGGGAAAUCAGUCAUGGAAGAUGCCUGUGAAGGUAAAGUGACUGGCUCUUUUUUCGGGAGUAGUGGAACUCUUGAAGAUGUCAAUUGCCAGACAAACCAGAGUUCUCUACGCAUACAGGGUGCGAAGGAAAACAUAAAUGGAGGUGGGAUGUGUGUACAGCAAAACAUAAAUUUCUCUCCUUUCGACAAGAUUCAUUCCUAUGGUUCAAAGAAGCAAGAUACUCUUCUUUCCAGCUUUGGUGGCGCUGCAUUGUCAUUCAUUAAAGAGAGGCAAGGCAAGUCGAGCCAGCUUCCUGAAUCCACUGAAAUACCAAAAUCAUCAUAUUCCUCAAGUAGGACUGAGAGUCAAUCUGUUGGUCCGAAAGAUGCAGAUUUAAGCAGCUCUUUGAAAACAUCAUUCCUGCCAAAUACACCUAGUUUUGCAGUCCGGUCAACAUUAGCAUUUGCUGCAAAGUUCGAGCCCACAGUUAAAGUUGGUUCAUCUUUUGGUAAUGUAGGAAGCUAAAUGGGUCUCAUAUUGGUGGGUGUCGUGUAUCUUGAAAGUUGGAAAGCCAAAUCAAUAAAGGUAGGAAGAAGAUCACGCACAAGCUCUUCUUGAAUAUUUAUUCCAAUUAGGGGAGAUAAUGAGAACAAUUCCAACAUCCAUUCAAUUGAAUGCAACAACACACCAGACAGCAGGGAGGGUCAUCCCUGCCCUGUUAUUCUUAAUUAAAAGUUUUUUACAGCAGGGGUAUCAAUCAUGUUUGGUCUGUCUGUCUUGAAAUGAUAAUUGGAUUAUGUGGUGAAUGGGAAGAAAAUGAGAGAGAAUCAUGAUGGAUGGAUGCAACAGGUGCGCUCCAGUAAUGCUUUUUUAUAUGGAAACAAAUUCUUUCAAUCAACUUAUUAUUAAUGUUAUUUUCUUUUUUUCCCCUUAAUAUAUGAGUGAAUAUUGUUUUGUUAUAUGAUGUUUUCAAUAUUGUUGGUGGGAUGGGGAGAGGGAUAUUUUGCCUACCCCUACUGUUGCCGUCUGCUGCGGCCGUCUUCUCUCAACUGAUCAUCUGCGUAUAGAUUCAAUAUUGGAUUGAAAAUAAUGUAUCAUUCUCAACAUGGAGGUCUACGCCAGAGACAUGUAGAAUUUUUUAUGUAAUGGAACAUAUUAUUGAGAGCACACUUCCAGAAGCAUUUAGAUUUUGGCAACCCAGUGCUGAGGUAAAGUUUAGGCCUUUUGACAUUCUUGAUAAGCAUAUGGGAAGUCUUUCGUGCUGCAUCUACGCUUGAGCGAGCACCUAUUGGCGAAUGUAGUACAUAGGAUAUGAGAAAGAACUCUUGCAUCCAAUUGAGCGAGGGUCUUGCGGUGGAGAACUUAACUUGUCCGUGCUCUUCUAUUUCAGGUAACAAACCUGACUCUGCAACAUUCAGUAAUUUCUGUUCAGAAGCUACAAUUAGAUAUUGAAGAGGCAAUGCUUUAGAGAGCUAUAAUAAUGCUUAAUGGAGAUGGAGAAUUUCAAUUAUCAAGGCUCUAAAAAAAUGAUGCCCAAUGCAUGUACGGUCUUGUUCACGACGCCAUUGCUGUUCAAGAACAUCGUCAUACUGAUGAGCAGAGCCGACGGGAAAGGGAUCGAAGUGUAGGUUAACAUGCUUGAAGACGACGACGACUUGAAAACACUGGAAACCAAGUAGUGUGCACAACACCAACACGGCCGUGUUUGGUUUGAAGUCCAUAUCAGCAGCCAACUGAAUUUUAUACAACUUUGUAUGCAUAGCCUAAAAAGCCUAUUCAUAAUAGUUUUGAUUUGAAUUUUGAUUUAGAUAGCAUUAUAAUGCAAUAUUAAUAUAUUUUUAU
Molecule: messenger RNA, 4114 nt
Organism: Andrographis paniculata
Lineage: Eukaryota; Viridiplantae; Streptophyta; Magnoliopsida; Lamiales; Acanthaceae
Product: zinc finger CCCH domain-containing protein 65-like
Exons: 12
Coding region: 155-2797 (880 amino acids)
Biological process (GO): negative regulation of DNA-templated transcription
Cellular component (GO): nucleus
Molecular function (GO): RNA binding; metal ion binding
Source: RefSeq, a predicted model, not a curated record